Arabidopsis thaliana (thale cress) is the source of this 3681-nucleotide messenger RNA. RefSeq names its product Ubiquitin carboxyl-terminal hydrolase-related protein. The coding region runs from base 397 to 3681 and encodes 1094 amino acids. Gene Ontology annotation, molecular function: cysteine-type deubiquitinase activity. The transcript has 13 exons. The record is from RefSeq and is marked reviewed. Gene Ontology annotation, biological process: protein deubiquitination. NCBI's taxonomy places the organism in Eukaryota, Viridiplantae, Streptophyta, Magnoliopsida, Brassicales, Brassicaceae.
AUCAACCAUUUUAAAUCAUCCGAACAUGAAGACUACAUCCUCGAAUUCGAUAAAUUUACACAAAUUCUGGGUUUGUAUCUGUUUAAUCCAGGAAAGUGCAAUAAAAUCGAAGAAAUUGUGUAAUUUGCUCAAAACAUUGAUGCCCACAAGGUGUUCGACACAAUUCCUCAAUGGGACUUCGUAAAAAGAGCUGUUCGAGAAGAAGACACCACGAAUUGGGUUCCCACUCACUGCUCGUCUCUCUAGUCACGUGGAUCUCACGUGAUAAAAGCUUCAUCAUCUACUAUCACGUGGAUCACACGUUAUAAAAUCUUCUUCUUCUCGUUAUCAUUUCCGUUUAUUUUCCCGCCUCGCAAACCCUAGAGACCAAGAAAACACAAGAAAGCUAACAGAAUCAUGAAGUCUUCUCCUCGCAAACUUGCCCAACGGUACUACGAACAAGGAGAUCAUAUCAAGGCCUUGGAGGUAAUUGAAGAUUCGAUUUUGAAGAUCGGUGGGAAACUCAAGCUUCCAUCAGAUCUUUGUUUCCUUCAAGGUCAUAUCUUCAUGGCACUAGCGAGAAAAACAGAGAACAGUGACUUGAAAUUCGCAUUCUUUUUGGCUUCUGUGGAAUGCUAUUUGGAAGAUUACAUGUUACAAGCAUUCGCUGCAGUUUCUCUCUUCCAUUUGGGUGAACGUCUUGGCUCAACAUUGUAUUACAAGAAAGCCGUGAAGAUUGCAAAAAGGAGUCUAUCUGUUAUGUCUUUUGACCCAUCAAAAUCGGACCAGCAAAAAACUAAACGUACACUUGAGGAUAUAGUCGAAACGACAGGUGACUCGCAUACCAUUGCGGCUAAAAGAUUGAGGCUUUAUUGGGCGGGUAUGAGUGCUGAGCGUAAAAGGAACUUCAUGAAAGUUAGCACUGUAGAGCUUAGAAGUUAUGUUGAGAGAGUAUAUGGAAGAGAGGGACUAGAUGCUUUGGAGCAAGUUCUUGACUCUGCAAGGAUAAACAGAAAAUGGAAAUUCUGGAUGUGUCGUACUUGUUCACAGACGUUCUUUUAUCCUAAAAAGUUUAAGAAUCAUCUUGAACAAGUUCAUGACGCAAAAUAUAAACCUGUGAGAGAAGAUUUGGCACAGAGUAUAGAUGAUGUCUGGGCUGGUAUGAUAUCAGUAGCAGAUUGGGAACCUGUAGAUGCACUAGCUGCCGCUGAAAUGAUCAAGAACCGGCUCGAGUUUGUGAAAGAGUUUGUAUAUGUGAAUGGGUGGUCCAAAGACUGGCCUUUAGCUGCAGAUGAAGAGCGCAGGAAGUUACUCAAGGAAAUCCGAUUGCUCCUUGUGUUGUUGUUGGAGCGUAAAAUUCUCUCUUGUAGUAUUCGAGACUGGAUGAUGCGGUUUCCUGUUCAGCAUCUUAUCGCACAAUUUGAAGUUUCCGAGAACACUAUUACUACCGAGUGCCGUUUAGUGGAAACACCUCAGAGUAUCUGCUUUUUGGAAUGUGAUGAACUUAAUCAAAUUCUAGACCUUCUCAAACGCAUCAAGUGUGAAAGGGAUGAUGGUACAGAACUGAUUUCCAUGGCAACGGACAGUUUAUGGCGUCGUACUCAAGUUAAAGAAAAGAUUGAUAUUGACCAUGUGUGUUCACUUAUGCUUCUGGAUAAGAGAUUGCUGAGAGGCAAGAUUGCUUCAUUUGAUGAUGAAGGGUCAAUAGAUGUUUGUGAUCACAAUGUUCACUACGCCAAGACAAAUCCUCAGGGCGAUGAUAUCAUAACUUGGUUACUUGACGACUAUUCUUUAAUAGAUAAGAGCUUUGGGUUCCCCAGAUCUAUUGGGGCACACAAUCUUGAUAUAAGGAUGGCUGUUCUGAGAGCCAUUCACUUCACGCGUAGGACUUUGGCAACCAGAUAUGCAAAGAAGUGGCAGAUCCUAUGUUAUGACGAAUGUCUUAAUGACGCCAGGAACUUAUGUAUACAAGAAGAUGAAAGUAGAAUGAAUGUUCCGGAAGAUCAAAGGAACAUAUAUGCAUCUCUUCUAUGCGACAGUUGUGAAGAGCAGUUAACGAUAGACACUGAAGAUCCUCUUUUUACAGAAUUAUACUUGUGUGCAGUACGAGAUGUUCUCGAAGGAAUAUCACAUCCGACAUUUGAUUUCACUAAUGCAGAAGAUUGCCUGGAACUUAUACAUGGGCUUAAAAAUAUCAGUGAUGAUAUAGUGUUAAAGUCCAUUGACCUUCUGAAAUCAGUGGUCACUAGCAAGGUUCUGCUAGCCGAUUCAAAGAUUUUGCUGGUUGAAAAUUCAAGAAUACAUUUGCUAAACGACCUCAUCAGGCUUUCUGUUUUUGACUACCGCUCUUAUAUCCUUCCCUUGCUGAAACGUUUCUUGCGGGAGGAGUUGGAAGGAAUUGUAGAUAUGGAUGCCAAAGCCAAGUUAGCUGCAUUAGAAGAAGAACUUUUAACCGAGGAAAAGAAAAGGAAGGAGAAGAAGUCAGGGCCAAAGAAGAAGAAGCACAGAAGCAACAAGAGAACAUCAGCAAGCAAGUCGAGUCAUCUUGAUCAGGAUGACCCACAAGAAUCUUCUAUUAACCUUGAACCGGGAGUUUCAUUACUAAAAAUGGUGGAUGAAGAUUCUAUAGAACCAGAAGAAAGGGGUCGACAGGAAACUUCAUCCAACACUAACAAUCAUGAGGAAGCUAUUAAAGAUUUGAAAAACAUGCCUACAAAAGAUUCACUGUCAGAAGAUGCAACCAGAUACCGUUCAGCUCUUGACAUGACGCUUAAGGCCCUCUUAAACAUUAAGGUUCUUCAAGAGGAUUUGGUGCACAAUCGGCAACCAUUUCAUGGAAACUUGGAAGAACAAGUUCCCUAUGCACUGCAAAAUCUAUUUUCUGCUAUUGUCUCGGAACAGAUAGCAGAAGAGGGACUCUACAGUUACCUCCUGAGCAACUUACUUGCUUCCCUAGAAGGAGUUCAUUCCAUGUCAAGUGAUGCCGCUGACGUAGUUGUCGCGAUUCUCGAGUUUUUUCAUUGCUGGAAAAGUCCAGAAAGAGAAAGCUUGGUAACUCGCCUUUUUACGUUGGCGGAAUAUGAAAGAAUGAGUUGUAAAAAAUGCAAAAGGAAGCCAAAUUAUCCAGAGCAAAGUUCUUAUGGAAUUGUUAUGGCUGCAAAUUCAAUCAGAAACCUGAAGUGUGCUUUUGGGAAUAUAAAGUUUGAGGACAUCCUCAAAAUGGGCCGCAUGAAAGAUGGAAUGAUAUGUGAUGUUAAAACAGGUGGCUGUGGAGAUAUAAACUUUGUUCACCAUACUAUAAGUAGAUGCCCGCCUAUCUUCACAAUUGUGUUGGAAUGGGUGAAGAAUGAAACUGAAAAAGAUAUAUCUGAAACAACAAAGGCAUUGGACUGGGAGAUAGAUAUCAGCAGGGUAUACGAAGGCUUAGAAGAAUCAAACAUUAAGUACCGGCUUGUGUCAAUGAUUGGUUGCGUUGUUGAAGGAGAAUACAUUUGCAUGGCUUAUAAGAAGAACCGGUGGGUCAGUCUCAGACAUGAAGCUUUAGCAGAAGAGGUUGUUGGUAACUGGAACAAUGUGGUCAGAUUCUGUGGAGAAAGAAAGGUUCGGCCAGAGAUUUUGUUUUACGAAGCAUUUCAAUGGCCUAACAAGUGGCAAAAGUUAAUAUCAAGAAAAUAUCAAUAUGAAAACCUUGCAUUCAUGUAA